Plectropomus leopardus (leopard coralgrouper) is the source of this 994-nucleotide messenger RNA. It is a transcript of the gene ndufa8, whose product is annotated as NADH:ubiquinone oxidoreductase subunit A8. Gene Ontology annotation, cellular component: respiratory chain complex I. The record is from RefSeq and is a predicted model, not a curated record. NCBI's taxonomy places the organism in Eukaryota, Metazoa, Chordata, Actinopteri, Perciformes, Serranidae. Gene Ontology annotation, biological process: mitochondrial electron transport, NADH to ubiquinone.
UCAGUACGCGCAUCCCAGCUGACAACAGCCUCAGUAAACUGACCUUCUCCGGCCUCGUCGCUCGUCCUGGAGCCAGACGAGGACCUUGAAUGUUGCUCAUUUGAUCUUCUGCGUUUGUUUUACUGUACAGAAACGAAGCCAUGCCCACAACGGUGGAUAUUCCUACACUGCAGGAGCUGAACGUUGACGAGAUCAAUGUGUCCUCUGCAGUGCUCAAGGCUGCUGCCCACCAUUAUGGCUCCCAGUGUGACAAGCCAAACAAGGAGUUCAUGCUUUGCCGCUGGGAGGAAAAAGAUCCAAGAAAAUGUCUAGAAGAAGGAAGGAAAGUCAAUGAGUGUGCACUCAACUUCUUCAGGCAAAUCAAGGGAAACUGUGCUGAGUCCUUCACGGAGUACUGGACCUGUCUGGAUUAUUCGAACAUGGCAGAAUUGCGCCAGUGCCGUCAGAAGCAGAAAGCCUUUGACAGCUGCGUCCUUGAUAAGCUGGGGUGGCAGAGACCUGGGCUGGGAGACCUGUCUAAGGUGACUAAAGUGGCCACCACGCGGCCCCUCCCUGAGAACCCCUACCAUUCUAGACCACGUCCAGAGCCCAACCCACCCAUCGAGGGUAAACUGGAGCCUUCAAAACAUGGCAGCAGGUUAUUCUUCUGGAACUGGUGAGGCCGCUCCAGAAAGUCCGUCACCUCCCAAAGGCAUGGGCUCUGUCCAAAAACAGCUUCUGCGACCAUUGAGACAUCAUUGAUACUUUAAAAGGUUUAAAUCUCUCGGGUACAGGUCUAAGGGUUGUGUUUUGGACAGGGUUUAUGACGUAACAGUCUCUUCAUCAGAUGUUCCUCCAGCAUCGUCAAACAGUUCGAUAAAGGAAGGAAGGAUGGAUGAUUGUGUGAACAAACUCCAUGAAUCCAGCUUUCCUGACCACUUCUGUAAAUGUAAUGAGUGAACAAAUGCAACAUGCUGUUAUUGUUGUUGUCAAAUAAUAAAAAAGUAAAUUAUAA